AUGCGGGCUACAAUAGGAUUAGCACUGGCCCUCGCCGCUUGCACCGUCGCGCAGAUAACGCUGGACCCCCACAAGUGCUUCACGCUCUCCACGAACGGCACGCAAUACCUCGAUUCGACAAGCAGCGUCAUCGCCAUCCAAUCGCACCCCGACCGGGCGGCGCUUGAGUCCGGCGACGACAAGGGCGUGCGCUUCCACUUUCCCACGGGGGACCGCGGCUGGGUCGUGUGUGAGGCACACAACGACCACUUUGUCGGCACGCAGAUCCCGCCGUCAAACUGGCGCGCGGACAUCGCGGAGGGCUCGACCAGCGAGAUUGCGGCCAUUGCGCUGGUGGAUGGAGGCGUAGGCGGAAAGGCGUGGGUGAAUGCGACGAGCAGGCAUUUUAUUGGCGUCAAGGCGGAUGUUGUGGCGACCCCGUUUUUGUGGGACAUUCUUCCGAUUAACUGUCUAGUCAACACGUAG
Molecule: messenger RNA, 465 nt
Organism: Mycena indigotica
Lineage: Eukaryota; Fungi; Basidiomycota; Agaricomycetes; Agaricales; Mycenaceae
Exons: 4
Coding region: 1-465 (154 amino acids)
Source: RefSeq, a predicted model, not a curated record